AUGUUACGUCGUUUAGGUUUUCAAAGUUUGAGAAAUGCCCGAUUAAUGGCUACAGCUGCCCUUCAAAAUACAAGGACAUCUGUUCUACCCAAUGGUUUAACCGUUGCUACUGAGUUUAUUCCUGGAACAUCAAGUGCUACAGUAGGUAUAUUUGUUGAUGCCGGUUCUCGAGCUGAGAAUGUCAAGAACAAUGGUACUGCACAUUUUCUGGAGCAUCUUGCAUUUAAAGGUACUCAGAGUAGAACUCAAAGAGGAAUAGAACUGGAGAUUGAGAAUAUUGGGUCUCAUUUGAAUGCUUAUACAUCUAGAGAGAAUACAGUCUACUAUGCGAAAUCUAUGAAGGCGGAUAUCCCUGAGGCAGUCGACAUUCUGAGUGAUAUUCUUACAAAAUCUGUUUUGGAUCCUAGGGCCAUCGAGAGAGAAAGAGACGUGAUUAUAAGAGAAAGUGAAGAAGUAGGAAAAAUGUAUGAUGAAGUAGUAUUUGAUCACUUGCACGAAAUAGCUUUUAAGGAUCAACCACUGGGGAGAACCAUAUUAGGACCUAUUGAAAAUAUUAAAUCGAUUACAAGAAAUGACUUGAAAAACUAUAUAUCUACAAAUUAUAAAGGUGAUAGAAUGGUACUAGCUGGUGCAGGUGCUGUAGACCAUGAAGACCUAGUUAAGCAAGCGCAGAAGUAUUUCGGACACAUUGAGAAAUCUACCGCUCCAGUUCCUUUGGGAUCUCCUCGUGGUGCGCUACCUGUUUUCAACAGAGGUGAAAGAUUUAUAAAGGAAAGUUCAUUACCAACAACUCAUAUAGCUAUUGCAUUAGAGGGUGUUUCUUGGUCAGCACCAGAUUAUUUUAUUGCACUUGCUACACAGGCUAUAGUAGGGAACUGGGACAGAGCCGUCGGUGCUGGUACUAACUCACCAUCUCCAUUAGCUGUUGCUGCUUCUAAUAACGGUGCUUUAGCCAAUUCAUACAUGUCCUUUUCUACUUCAUACGCAGACACUGGGCUAUGGGGUAUGUAUAUCGUAACAGACUCAAAGGAGCAUAAUGCAAAGCUAAUUAUUGACGAAAUAAUGAAGGAAUGGAGAAGAAUCAAAGCUGGAAAUAUUUCUGAUAAUGAGGUCGUAAGAGCUAAAUCCCAGUUAAAGGCAGCAUUACUUCUAUCACUUGAUGGGUCUACUGCUAUUGUAGAAGAUAUGGGAAGACAGAUUGUAACCACUGGUAAAAGAUUAUCGCCUGAGGAAGUGUUUGAAAAGGUAGAUAAAAUUGCAAAGGACGAUAUCAUUUCCUGGGCUAACUACAGGUUAAAGGAUAAACCAAUUUCAAUAGUUGGUUUAGGUAAUGUGAAAUCUAUUCCAAGCGUCGAUUACUUAGAGAAAAGUAUUAAUAUCCACUGA
Molecule: messenger RNA, 1386 nt
Organism: Maudiozyma barnettii
Lineage: Eukaryota; Fungi; Ascomycota; Saccharomycetes; Saccharomycetales; Saccharomycetaceae
Gene: MAS1
Product: mitochondrial processing peptidase
Exons: 1
Coding region: 1-1386 (461 amino acids)
Cellular component (GO): mitochondrion
Molecular function (GO): metal ion binding; metalloendopeptidase activity
Source: RefSeq, a predicted model, not a curated record